Molecule: messenger RNA, 1197 nt
Organism: Asterias rubens (European starfish)
Lineage: Eukaryota; Metazoa; Echinodermata; Asteroidea; Forcipulatida; Asteriidae
Product: fibropellin-1-like
Exons: 11
Coding region: 1-1197 (398 amino acids)
Biological process (GO): Notch signaling pathway
Molecular function (GO): Notch binding; calcium ion binding
Source: RefSeq, a predicted model, not a curated record
AUGGGCAUGCAAAGCAACCAACUGGACCCCAAGACACUGGACAAGAAAAAGAGGGCGACAAUCAGAAGACGGAGAGACAAACUAAGUACCUACAGAAGCAUUGCUUUGCAACAGACAGCGCAGGAUAGAAUGAGACGCAGAAUUGGUGAAGAGGCUUUCCUCCUGCAGUGGGGUGAAACAGAUUUUGAUGACUGUAGCCCCAAUCCAUGUCUAAACGGAGGUAACUGCGAGGAUGGUGUGAAUCUGUUUACGUAUAUCGAUGACUGUAGCCCCAAUCCAUGUAGGAACGGAGGUAACUGCGAGGAUGGCGUGAACCGAUUUACGUGUACGUGUGCUCCAGGCUACGAGGGAAGUACCUGUGCUACAAAUAUCGAUGACUGUAGCCCCAAUCCAUGUAGGAACGGAGGUAACUGCGAGGAUGGCGUGAACCGAUUUACGUGUACGUGUGCUCCAGGCUACGAGGGAAGUACCUGUGCUACAAAUAUCGAUGACUGUAGCCCCAAUCCAUGUAGGAACGGAGGUAACUGCGAGGAUGGCGUGAACCGAUUUACGUGUACGUGUGCUCCAGGCUACGAGGGAAGUACCUGUGCUACAAAUAUCGAUGACUGUAGCCCCAAUCCAUGUAGGAACGGAGGUAACUGCGAGGAUGGCGUGAACCGAUUUACGUGUACGUGUGCUCCAGGCUACGAGGGAAGUACCUGUGCUACAAAUAUCGAUGACUGUAGCCCCAAUCCAUGUAGGAACGGAGGUAACUGCGAGGAUGGCGUGAACCGAUUUACGUGUACGUGUGCUCCAGGCUACGAGGGAAGUACCUGUGCUACAAAUAUAUUUGAAUGUAGUUCCAAUCCAUGUUUGAACAGAGGUUACUGCGUAGAUGGCGUGAACCGAUUUACGUGUAGGUGUACCUCAGGCUAUGAGGGAAGUACCUGUGCUACAAAUAUCGAUGACUGUAGCCCCAAUCCAUGUCUGAACGGAGGUAGCUGCGUGGAUGGCGUUAACAGCUUCACGUGUACGUGUGUUACGGGCUACAUGGGAAGUACCUGUGCUACAAUUUGCCCCGCAGAACUUGGCGUACCUCUUGGUAUGGAGAAUGGAGACAUUCCUGACAGUGAUCUUAGCGAAUCGUCGACUUUCUACGUGUAUCACCCAAGACUUGACAAUUAUGGUCAAGCUGGUGCGCAGCAGACACUGACAUGA